AUGGUGGUAACUGUCGGUUGCCAACUUCAGGGUCUAAUGGUUCCCACGACCGGAGGAGUGAAUGUUGUAGUGACCGGUGGUGGGGGUGAUGUGCUUGUAGGAAGUGAGGGAAUAAGAGGAGGGAGUGGAGGCAAUGGAACUGAUGGAAUUAAGGGCGGCAAUGGCACUGAUGGAAUUAGAGGCGGCAAUGGUGGUAAUGGAUUUAGAGGAGGUAAUGGCACUGAUGGAAUUAGUGGAGGCAAUGGCGGCAAUGGUAUCAGUGGAGCCAAUGGCGGUAAUGGAAUUAGAGGAGAUACUGGCGGCAAUGGAUUGAGAGGAGGUAAUAGAGGUAAUGGAGGUAAUGGAAUUAGAGGAGGCAAUGGAGGUAAUGGAAUUAGAGGAGGCAAUGGCACUGAUGGAGUUAAGGGAGGCAAUGGCGGCGAUGGCAUUGAGGGCGUUGGAAGUGAUGAUGGGGCGUCGGGGAAGCCAUUUGAUAGCGUAAGUGGAGGGACCGGUGGUAAGAGGCGGCUUGCUUCGGUUGCUUGGAGGUUGCUGGAGAAAACGAGAGUUAUAAGGAGAGGGAGAAUGACGAGGGAAGUAGAAGCUACGAAUUGGAAUGAAGUCUUUGAAGAAAUUUGUGGUUAUAUAGGCGUAGGCCAUUAA
This is a messenger RNA of Lactuca virosa, 642 nucleotides long. The record is from the annotation of a GenBank genome assembly. NCBI's taxonomy places the organism in Eukaryota, Viridiplantae, Streptophyta, Magnoliopsida, Asterales, Asteraceae.